AUGGCAGGUUUGCCCACGCCCAUCAUUGCAUACAACAGACACCAGCUCCUCGAUCUUCCCAACGAGAUCCUCCAGGAGGUUGCAUGCUAUCUUCCAACGGACAGUGAUGUCCUUAACCUCUCUCGAUCCAGCAAAGAAGCAUGGUGCAAGGUGUUUGGCGGCGAUUCCGGAGUAUGGCGAGCCCGAUUCGAGGUGCACUUCGACGUCCCCCCUAGGAAAAAGUAUUCGGAGCUGAAGAAUGAAUAUAUCACUCGUGCUUUCGUGUUGAAAGCUUACAUCGAUUUCGCGGUGGAGGAAGACCCAGAUCAACGCCUUUGGAUGGAGGUUCUGCAGACCAUGCUCCAAGAUUGCUUGGUCCUGCCUGGCGUAUUUGGAAACUCCAAGACACUUGAAUAUCUGAAACGAGUCCUCGGACAGGGCAACUUUCUCAGAGAGCCAGGGAAGCCAGGGAAGCCAUCAGACUUAUUCUAUGGCCUGCAGCUGUGCCUUUCUGGAGUUGCGCUUGACCGUGAAGUUACCUGUUGCUGUCGUCGAACUGAUUAUGACGUGGAAACGAUUUACUCCAUUCCCAAGGGGUUUCUGCCGUCAAACGACGCAGAUGAUGAAUUCGCAGAUUUCAAUGGAUCGACAUCAAGCGAGUCGACUGGAUAUGGAUCUUCUGUUGAAUCGAAUGAGCUGGAUGAACCUGGCGCAGACGUCGACCAAGUCGACUCCAAUGGAUCUGAAACAAGCGAGCACCCAGUCUCCGACAACAAGCCUCGACCUUAUAUUGACCAUCUGGCUCUUGACCUUCCUAAGUUGUUGCAAAUUCGCAGUUUCUGGCAGCGUCACCUCCUUAGCCCCUCUGAGAAUACUUACGAAGAGUCAUACUCUGGACUGCCUGAGAUUCUCAAGCCCGGCGUCCGCAAGAAUGAUAUCAGCAAAAGCUCCACGCUGAGCACUUCCUGGAUUGGCUAUUAUUCUUGCAUCCACCCAUUUCCAAGGACAAUCGAAGAGCUGGAGAACCGCCAGACAUGUGGAUCGCACGACGAGGAGAUGGAAAUCAUGACUCUCGAGCUUCAAACCUGCCAAGACCUGUUUUGGCCUGACGUCUGCAGCCGAUUUGUCGCCCCUUUCAAGGGCGCGAACGUCAAGCGUGUCGCCUUCAAAGGAAAGCAAGGCAUACAUGGCAACGUCGAGACCAACCACGCCUUCGGCUUCAUUGAGGAUAUCGAGGCUGUCUAUGGGGGGUUCAGUGGCUGGCAGCGUGUCUGCUUCACUCUCGUUGAGCGCAUCGAUGACGAGCCCCUCGAAGUGAAGGAGGAUGCUGCUGGCUGGCUGCACAUUUACGAGGCAGUCAUCAUCCCCGGCGGAAGGGUGAUGCUGGGGCGUUGGGUGGAUAUGAAGGCGCCCGCGGCCACGGGGCCUUUCAUCUUCUGGGACAUUUGA
Molecule: messenger RNA, 1428 nt
Organism: Penicillium olsonii
Lineage: Eukaryota; Fungi; Ascomycota; Eurotiomycetes; Eurotiales; Aspergillaceae
Source: the annotation of a GenBank genome assembly